AUGGCGGGGGCCCGCGGGGAUGCGCCCGGGGGGCUGCGGUUCAUGACCAGUCGCUGGCCAGACAGCUUCACAGGUUACCACCAACGACAUUCUACUCCUCCCACGACAACAUGCCAUCAGGAGCCGACGAGUAAGUGCCCAAGCCUGUCCGUCCCAGGCACGAUCGCCGGCGCUCCGCAGGAUCGGCUGACGAUCCUCUCCUUCCUCGGGGGCAUGAUGAUUGACAGCACGCUAGCCAAAGCGGAGCGCAAGCUGACCUCCUCGAGUUCGUCCUUCUUCGGCUUCGGCGGCUCGUCGACAUCGAAGAUCGAGGAGGCCCGCGAGCUCUACAUCUCCGCGGCCAACCAGUUCAAGGUCGAGAAGAAGUGGAAGGACUCGGGCGAUGCGUUCUGCAAGGCCGCCGAAUGCAGCCUCAAGCUCGGCGAGAAGGACGACGCCGGGAACGACUUCUGGUCGGCCGCGAAAUCCUACAACAAGUCCACCCCCGAACUCGGCAUUGCGUGUCUUCGUCGGACCGUCGAGAUCUUGAUCGAGAAGGGCCGCUUCCGACAGGCCGCGGACCGCCAAAAGGACAUCGGCAGGAUCUUCCAGCAGGAUGCGGGCGACUUGCAAGGCGCCCUGGAUGCCUUUCUGCAGGCCGCGGAAUGGUAUGCCCAGGAAGACGCCCAUGCGACGGCCAAUGGAUGCUACAAAGACGCCGCUGAUCUCGCCGCCCAGUUGGAGCAGUACCCCGUCGCGAUCGAGAACUUCGAGAUCGUCGCCCAGAACUCGCUCUCAAGCCCACUGACCCGCUACAACGUCAAGGAAUACUUCUUCAAAGCCGGGCUGUGUCACCUGUGCACAGGUGAUGUCGUGAGCACGAAGCGGGCGAUCGAGAAGUAUGCCGAGCUGGAUCCCAGCUUCGUCCAGCAACGGGAGUACAAGUUCCUGCUGGCAAUCGUCGAUGCUUACGAUGCGGGAAACCAGGAAGAAUUCACCAACCAGGUGGCCGAGUUCGACUCGAUGAUGAAGCUCGACAGCUGGAAGACCGCCAUCUUGCUGAAUAUCAAGCGCGGCAUCCAGGAGGAACCCGGCUUGCUCUGA
Messenger RNA from Puccinia triticina, 1083 nucleotides. RefSeq lists its product as uncharacterized. Gene Ontology annotation, biological process: intracellular protein transport; SNARE complex disassembly. The transcript has 4 exons. The record is from RefSeq and is a predicted model, not a curated record. Gene Ontology annotation, molecular function: soluble NSF attachment protein activity; syntaxin binding. Lineage: Eukaryota; Fungi; Basidiomycota; Pucciniomycetes; Pucciniales; Pucciniaceae. Bases 1 to 1083 code for a protein of 360 amino acids. Gene Ontology annotation, cellular component: vacuolar membrane; SNARE complex.